GUGAACGAAACGAGAAAGUUGCAUUUCUCUGAUAGCUUUUGAAACAGAAGGUGGUCAGUCGUGUGGCUUUCUGAAGAGAAAAAUACAAGACAACUCGUCAAGUUAGACAACAUUCUGACGACCGGCUGAGUGCAAGACGAUUAGAAAGAGAAAAACGACGUUUCGGUGGAUCGUAAAUACUUAUCGCAAACGAACGUUAUACAGUAUGAGGAUUUUAUUAUCACUCAUCAUUAUCGCGUCGAUAUGUCACGACGACACUCAUGGUCUUCUCGUCGAAAACUCCGUGCAUCCAACUACAACAAAUUCCGGAUUCGCAAGCGAGUACGACUUUAUCAUCGUAGGAGCUGGAUCGGCAGGUUCCGUAUUAGCCAAUCGUCUAUCAGAGAACAAAAAUUGGAGAGUUCUCUUACUGGAAGCGGGAUACGCGCAAAGUCUCCUCAAUCAGAUUCCAAUACUGGUCGGCUAUUUCCAAUUGUCUGAUUACAACUGGGGAUACAAGGUGACACCUCAGAAGAACGCCUGUUUAGGAAUGAUAGAUAAUCAGUGCGCCUGGCCACGAGGCAAAGCUUUGGGUGGUACAAGUACUUUAAACUACAUGAUCCACACACGUGGCAAUAAAUUGGAUUAUGAUAAAUGGGCUAAUCUGGGCAACGUGGGCUGGUCCUACGCAGAUGUUCUCCCGUAUUUUAAAAAAAGUGAAAGAUUUAAUGUACCAGGUAUCAAGAACUCUUCAUACCACGGUGAAACUGGUUAUUUGUGCGUGGAAUAUGUGCCAUAUCACACGAAAGUGGCGACUGCAUUUCUAAAAGCUGGUCGAGAACUAGGCUACAAAAUCGUGGACUACAACGGACAGGAUCAGAUAGGUUUUUCGUAUAUCCAGGUGAACAUGAAUCGUGGAACGCGUUGCAGCGCCGCCAAAGCUUAUCUCCAGCGAAUCAAUCGACCAAACUUGGAAAUCAUCACUGGCGCGAGAGUGGUCAAAGUACUAAUCGACGCAAAUAAGCGUGCGUACGGCGUCGAAUAUAUCAAGAACGGCAUAUGGAAGAAGGUGACCUGCUCGAAGGAAGUUUUACUAUCCGCCGGUACGAUCGACUCAGCCAAGUUGCUGAUGUUGUCAGGAAUCGGGCCUGGAGACCAUUUGAAAGAGCUGGGCAUCCCAGUGAUUCAGGACUCUAAGGUCGGUUACAAUAUGUAUGAACAUAUUGGUUUCCUGGGGCUGACUUUCAUGGUAAAUCAGAGCGUGUCACUGCUGCAGAAUAAGCUCCUGAAUCCCAGUGUACUUCUCAGGUAUAUCUUGCAUAGAGACAGUUUGAUGACAAUCCCAGGAGGUGCCGAGGCGCUAGCAUUUAUGAGAACCAAAUAUGCUCCUGACGAAAGACCGGACAUUGAGCUUCUCUUCGCAUCUGGCUCUUUGCAUUCGGACAACGGCCAGGUACUGAGGAAAGCCUUGAGAAUCUCAGAUAAUCUGUACAACACUGUGUACAAGCCCAUCGAAAAUCAGGAAGCCUGGUCGAUCUGGCCGAUCGUUCAAUAUCCCAGAAGCGUCGGCCGUCUUACAUUGCGAUCCAAGGAUCCAUUCGAGCCGCCCGAAAUGGAUCCGAAUUUCUUCAGCCAUCCGGCCGAUCUAGAGAUCAUUCUGGAAGGAGUGAAACACGCCAUCAAUAUAUCCAGGACCGAAAUCUUUCAGGCUUACGGGAGCCGAUUACAUGAUAUCAAAAUUCCAGGCUGCAGACAAUUUGAAUUUAAUACUGAUGAUUACUGGCGCUGUGCUAUCAAGCAUUUGCCAUCCAUGAUGAAUCACGAGGUAGGGACCGUUAAAAUGGGACCUCAAACGGACGCUAACGCGGUUGUCGAUCCGCAACUGAGAGUGUAUGGCAUUAAGGGACUCAGAGUAGUGGACGCUUCGAUUAUGCCUACGAUGCCUAUCGGUCAUGUAAACGCGGGAAUUUUCAUGAUUGGCGAGAAAGCUGCGGACAUGAUUAAGGAAAAUUGGAAGAGCGCAUUGUAAGCGCAUUAUUCACUCUUUCCAAUACGCGAGACUCGCAGGCAAUUUCGAAAAAUAAUUGUAUGAAUCGUAAUCGUGUGUAAAAUGGUGGACUAAACAAACACAGCUAUAGAAAAGCCAAUGUCCCUUAACUUCUAUCUUAAAGUAAGAAUCUAAAAAUGCCAACUUAUAUAUAUAUUGUUCGUACAAACUUUGAAUUUGCAACUAAUUUAAAGAUUUUGAGAUAAAAAACACAAUUGUAUAGAUAAUUUUGUGUCAUUCAAUCGUUCUUUGUCAUUUACAUUACAUAAUAACGCAACGUUUACAUUGUAUAGAUAGAAUGUUGUUUAAUUUUCAUUUUUAUUCACCGAAGUCAUCAAUGAAAGGGGCAGACGUGCAUAAACACAUAGACAUGCUUGAUCGUAAGAGUUAUCCCACGCAAUGUAUUCUUUAUAUGGUCGUUUAAAAAUUAUGUAUAAUUAGGGGGAGUGUUGAAUUUUGCACGUACAAGUGUUAUCGACUGUUUAAUGACAAAUUGGUAAAUAUAAACCGAUGCUAAAUUGAAAUUAAGAGACUGAAAAUAAAUAAAUAAAAAGU
This is a messenger RNA of Linepithema humile (Argentine ant), 2581 nucleotides long. NCBI's taxonomy places the organism in Eukaryota, Metazoa, Arthropoda, Insecta, Hymenoptera, Formicidae. The record is from RefSeq and is a predicted model, not a curated record.